AGUAUUCAUUUCAAUUUUCAUCAGUCUGGUCUGGUUUGCAAUUUUGGUAUUCUUUUCGGCUGUUUGCUGGGCGAAAUUGCUUGAAUAUAAUUAGAAGGGUUUCGCGGCGUAGCCAGUCAGUAUGGCCAGUAUCCAAGACCUUUACAGAUGGUAUGCUUUGUUAGACGAUGCUGGCGAGACUAUCAACGAGCAUGCCGACAUCUACCAGCAGAUGCUACAGGGCGUGAAGGGUGAUGCUGGUGCGCGCAAGCUGUCUGCCGGCUUCAUCACCAAGUUCUUUCCAAGCUUCCCAGAGCUGAGCGAGAAGGCGAUCGAGUCUCUUAUUGACUUGUGUGAGGAUGAAGACGUAUCGAUUCGCAAACUGGCCAUUCAGCACAUGCCCAACGUGUGCCGAGAGCACGGUGACAACUCAUCCCUAAGUGACAUUCUGUCUCAGCUCCUGAUUGCUGAAGAUGAAGGAGAGUUGCGGGCGGUGAAGCGGUCACUGGAGGCACUGCUGAAGAAGGACACGUGUGGCACUUUGGCCGGACUGUUCUUCCAAAUUAAUAACAAUCAUGACGAAGCGUGCCGUGACAAGUCACUGCGAUUCCUGUCUCAGAAUGUGGUGGCUCUCUCGCCGUCCCUUAUCUCCGGCAAGGAGCCAGUGGAACGCUACACGCUCAACGCCGUCAAGAAAGCCUUCCCGACGGUCAGCAGUGACGAGUUCCCACACUUCAUGAAGCUGCUCAGCUGCCUGUCGCUGGUGUCAACGCCGGAGGGUGCUCGCGAGGUCGUCGACGCCAUUGCCAACGUGGCCUGCCUACAGGAGCCGUUCGACGCAAGUAACGCUGAUGCUGUCGACCGUCUGCUUGUCUGCACUCGCAAUGCCCUGCCUUCGAUCCGGCGUGGAGCGGCAGCAUUGCAAUUCACCGAGUACUACGUCUCCAAUGUGGCGCUGUUCGCUGGUGUUGCCUGCGACAAGAGCAAGGUGGACCUGUACCAGUGGCUUGCGUCGCUUUGCUGCAUCCCGCCAUCGGCGGACGAUAGCCUGGCCAUCAUUGGCACGCUGUAUUACGCAAUCAUGACACACUUGCCUGCACUUCCUAGCGGUGGCGACAGUCAGGCGUCUGCUGCUGUAUCCAAGGCAAGUGAGCAGCCAGUCGACUACAAAGUCACGGAGUGCCUCCUCUACAGCCUUCAUCAGCUCGGCAAGAAGUGCCCCGAUUACUUCACAGAGGAUGAAGCUGCUCAAUCUCGCCUGGUACUACUCCGACAACGGCUUCAACUUGUUGGUGUCAAGGCCAUGUCGGAACAGAAAUCACUGAGGGCCAGUCUGGCGGGGAAACCCCCUGCUGUCAUUCGAGGCGAUAGUACCCUACAGUCCAAUCAGAUAUCACUGCUGGCUUGUCAGAGCAUCAGUACCAUCAUCAAAGCUUUCUUCAAGAACCCACCCGUGUACAAGGAUGAUUUGCUGCCUGCUUCCAUUAACAAGGAAAAUCUUGUACAUCAGCUUACUCCCAUCACAGUCCAAAAGCGGCCUGCAUACUCUGAAGACGGUCUGCAGGCAGCGAAACGCUCUGCACCGCAAACCUAUCAACCACCAGUGGGCAAGUACAGUAAUGUAUCUGCACCAGCAGCUGCAGCAGCACCAGCAGCAGCCAAGAGCAAUCGCAAGACGGCUGCCACCACUGCGUCAACAAACAACAGCGGUUAUGCAUUGAAUGAGCCCUCCAACCCGCUGAUGCGAGGUGAGCUGGCGGCAGCAGCUGCUUCGGGAGUCAGCGGAGCGGUGCAGAGACGUGGCCGUGGCCGUGGUCAGCUGAGAGGCCGAGGUCGAGGCGCUGCAGCAGCAGCGAACACCGUCGCUAGUGCUACAACACUGCAUGCACAGAACUUCCGCAACGCUCCCAGGCAAUGGCGAGGGACACAAGGACCAGGUCGACAACAACAACAGCAGCAGCAGGCUGCGGGCCUGCGCAGACGGCCGUGGAAGCAAGCGACCGUUGCCCAUAAAGUUUCCAAAGCUGCGCCGGCUGCUGCUACUGGCCGAAAGACUGGUCGCGGCAAGCUGCUGCGUACGAGUCACGUGUGGCAGUCGAUCCAAGAUGCCAUUGCACCUGCGCGGGAGGUUGCCGUCAUCCGCAGUCGUAGCUUUCCAGAUGUUGGCCGCCGCAGCAAUAGCACAGGACAGUCGCCCGUCGCGAGUCCUUCGUCCAUCAGAGAAAAGCGACAACUGCAACAACAACAGCGACAGCAGCGGCAGCAGCAGCAGUUUCAAAGCAUACGCGCUAGUCGUGGCCGAGGCGGUGGUGGUGGCCGUGGUCGAGGCAUUGCCGGCCGUGGUAGAGGGAACAGCAAGGUGGUCAGGGAAAUCUCAAUCGCUUCCCGCCAGACGUCCACCGGCAGGCAACACAAGCGAUGGCAACGGCAUUCCCUAUAACCUGGUACAUGUAACUGCCUUGCUCCCCAGCUCAAGCAGCAAUCCUUGUGCCCUCUGAAGUAUAUGCGCACUAUCGUACAAUGGAUGAUGUCUCUGGGAAUGUCGAAGCUGUGCAGUGUGCUGUGCCAACCCAGAUACUCGCACAGGCAUGCUCGUUGCCUCAACCCUGUAGCCAAGCUUAUCAAUGGCAAUGGCCUCGUCGCUUUGACUGCCACGACUGCUAGCCUGCAUGUGCAGUCUAUUUGGGUUGCGUCUUCAAGUAAAAAAAAACUAAAAAACCCCAGUACACCUCUUGUGUUGAUCAUACAGUCAUAAGCAUCCACUUCUUGUCAGUCCUUAGCAGACCUAUCCUGUCAAAUCAGCUGUUGGACCUAUGCCGCCGUAUGGACUUUGUGCUGUCAGAAAUUCUGAGAAUUAUUAUUAAUUUUUUGUCUUUGCCCCCCCCCCCCCCCCCCUGCAAUCUAUAAUUAUCUCUUUUUACUCGAUUGUGCACACCUAUACUAUAGCUAUGCCUAUGCCUAUGCCUAUGGCCGGCUAUGCACACUGCUGCUUUUUUUUUAUCAACCCUAUUUUUUUUAUUGUCCCUGCAAAGCAACGUUACGUACCUCGAUGUGUGUCUUUCAA
This is a messenger RNA of Sycon ciliatum, 3043 nucleotides long. RefSeq names its product apoptosis inhibitor 5-like. Gene Ontology annotation, cellular component: nucleus. Gene Ontology annotation, molecular function: RNA binding. Lineage: Eukaryota; Metazoa; Porifera; Calcarea; Leucosolenida; Sycettidae. Bases 122 to 2419 code for a protein of 765 amino acids. The transcript has 14 exons. Gene Ontology annotation, biological process: negative regulation of apoptotic process. The record is from RefSeq and is a predicted model, not a curated record.